Molecule: messenger RNA, 2190 nt
Organism: Daldinia childiae
Lineage: Eukaryota; Fungi; Ascomycota; Sordariomycetes; Xylariales; Hypoxylaceae
Product: putative kinetoplast-associated protein kap-like protein
Exons: 4
Coding region: 1-2190 (729 amino acids)
Biological process (GO): proteasome-mediated ubiquitin-dependent protein catabolic process
Cellular component (GO): cytosol; proteasome regulatory particle, base subcomplex; nucleus
Molecular function (GO): polyubiquitin modification-dependent protein binding
Source: RefSeq, a predicted model, not a curated record
AUGUCUCGAAGAUACAACAUACGCAAUCCACGCCACAGCGGUCCCAUCUCGGACGAAGUUAGCUACUCAGAAGAGGAGGAUUCAAGGCCUAGUGGAGGAUCAUAUAGUCACGGACGAGAGGUUUCGGACGAGGACUCUUACGAGAGUGAAGAGGAAGAAGAGUUCGACGACGACGAUAUUGAUCCAGAAGAUUCAGCUUCUACUAGCCCUUCAAGACGCCACCACCCAGAGGCUCGUCCUCAUCGCGCCCCAUCCCGUGCCCCGUCUCGCACGCCGUCUGGACAGCAGCACAGGAGUGUUACCCAUAGAGUACCCUCCCAUUACGAUUACGAUACUUAUCGGCAGGCGCCGAACCCCUCUACCAGUCUGGAUUCAGAAUACGAUUACUACGGCCGGGGUGCCGCCUACCCACCGCCGGCCGGAGGGAACCAGUGGCCUGGUGGUAACGAAAUGAUGCCAUUUGGCGGAGGUGGCGGUCAGAAUUACUUCGGUGGUCAGCCACAGUAUCCUAUGCCGCACGGCAUGGCACAAUAUCAGUGGUCCCCUCCUCCGCCUCCACCGACGGACAUUGGCGGUCCGUCUCGAACACCUGCCCCAGCUCCAGCUCCAGAGCCCCCGAAGGAGGACCCUGAGAAGGAAGCCAUGAAAAAGAAAUUAGCUGAGAUUGAAGCCGAACAAAAGCGGAAAGAACAAGAAGCUAAGCAAAAGGAGCUCGAGGCUCAAAUCAGGAUGGAAGCAGAGCUGGCAUUCCAGCGAAAAAUGGAGCAGAUCAAGAGGGACGAAGAGAUUCGUGCUGAGGAAAGAAAGAUUGCUAUGGAGAAAUUGACCAAAGAUAUCGAGGAUGCCAAGAGGGCAGCCGAGAAAGCCGAGGCGGAGCGUGCCCGCAAGGAAGCAGAAGCUCUCGAAAGAGCUGAGCGAAGUGCCCGUGACAAACUCGAAGCGGAACAGAAAGCCGAGGCGGAAAGGAAGAGGAAAGAGGCAGAGGCAGCCGCUCUUGCAGAGGCAGCUCUUCAGGCUAAGUUACAGGCCGCUAUCAGGGCUGAAGCCGAUGCAAGAGCGGCGGCGGCGGCCAGAGCUGCUGAGGAGGCUGCGCAAAGAAAGAAAUUUGAAGAAGAGGCCAAGGCAAAAGCUGAGCUAGAAGCCCGCAAAAAGAUAGAAGCUGAAGAGGCGGCCAGGGCAGCAGCCGCCGCAAAGGCUGCAGAAGAGCCGCGCGAGCAGAGAAAGAAAUUCGAGGAAGAGGCUAAAGCAAAGGCAGAGUUGGAAGCUCGCUUGAAGCUGGAGGCCGAGGCGAACGCUAGGGCUGCAGCAGCGAAGGCGGCGGCGGAAGAGGCGGAAAGGCAGAAGAAAAUAGAAGAAGAAGCCAAAAUCAAAGCUGAGCUUGAGGCUCGUAAGAAGAUAGAAGAUGAAAAGGCAGCGGCGGAGGCAGCCAAAGCAGCCGAGGAGGCUAAGAAGAAGGAAGAGGAGGCACUGAAGAAGAAGCUCUUAGAAGAGGCCAAGCUCAAGGCUGAAGAAGCGAAUAAGAAGAGCCUUGGUAAGGACAAGGCGCCGAUUCGGUUCAAGGAUGCUGUGGGGAGAAAAUUCAGCUUCCCUUUCCAUAUAUGCCAGAGCUGGCAGGGCAUGGAAGAGCUCAUCAAGCAAGCUUUCAGUCAUGUCGAUGUUAUUGGUCCCCAUGUACAAGCUGGGCAUUAUGACCUUAUUGGUCCGAAUGGCGAGAUUAUUCUCCCCCAGAUAUGGGACAAGGUGAUUGAGCCGGAUUGGGCGGUGACGAUGCAUAUGUGGCCUAUGGAUCGGCCGGCCAUGCCUCAGGGAGGAGGAGCUAUGAGAUCUAUACCUGGUAGACCAGGGGUCCACAUGGCUGGUGGCCCAUUCCCUCCGCAGGGUCUUAGGCCACAAGGCCAACCGCGCCCGGCAGCCAAUGGUGGAAUUCCACCUCCGCCGGGUCAUCCGAUGGCAAUGGGUGCGGGCGGUAUGCCUGCUCAUAUGGGGGGACGGGUUCCUUUCGACGGACGUCCAGUUGGGGGUCCCGGCGGAGGGAUGCCUCCGAAUAUCAUCCAAGUUAACAAGCCUCCUGGUAAGAAGCCAACCAAGAAAGUCCAGAGUGGCGUGCUUGGAUGGAUAGGUGGAGGAGCCGCGAAGCCCACUAAAGGCAAGAGGUCAGUCGCCGCGUCCAUUAUGUUUUUUGUUACAUGA